GGGGAAUAUAUUUUUGCCUUGAAAGGUCUUCAGCAUGCAACGUUCUGCAGUGCAGUAUGUGAGAAGUUCUGUGACCUCUAUUGGGAAGAUCGUCUUCUGGAAAACCUGUACAGGAUUAUCAAUGGGAAAUCCCCCCCUCCUAACAGAAAAGCCGUGAUCGAUUCUUCUCAGGACAAUAGCCCCUCGCAACUUCUAAAAAGGAUCCAGAAAAAAGGCAGAAAAAACACAGAAGACAUGAAAAGUUGUCCACAAAUGAGCAGAGCAACAUAUCAGAUGGGGAUGAAGACAAAACUAGAGCUACGCCAAUGAUUUUAGAACAAGAGGCCAAGCCACCACAGUCACUUCCUACAACAGAUGAAAGGACUCCUAUGAUGAACAACUUGACAGGUUCUGAGACGCAGGUGGCAGCUGGCACAGAGACUCACACUUCAUUUGAUGAGACAGAUAUGACUGAUUUCCAACCACAGACCACUGAAAAGGAUCAACAACCACAGAGCCUGCGGGCGGCAGCAGAGAAUGAAGAGGAAUUUAUGUACAGAGUGUUCUCUGAUUGUAACAGUUUGUGUGUGAGUCCUGAUUUCACUGAGAACGAAGAUGCCAAUGAGUCGUCGUCGGUGAAUCAG
Staurois parvus is the source of this 623-nucleotide messenger RNA. NCBI's taxonomy places the organism in Eukaryota, Metazoa, Chordata, Amphibia, Anura, Ranidae. The record is from the annotation of a GenBank genome assembly.